Harpia harpyja (harpy eagle) is the source of this 4944-nucleotide messenger RNA. RefSeq names its product euchromatic histone lysine methyltransferase 1 (gene EHMT1). Gene Ontology annotation, molecular function: zinc ion binding; p53 binding; histone H3K9 methyltransferase activity. NCBI's taxonomy places the organism in Eukaryota, Metazoa, Chordata, Aves, Accipitriformes, Accipitridae. The transcript is spliced from 28 exons. Gene Ontology annotation, cellular component: nucleus. The record is from RefSeq and is a predicted model, not a curated record. The coding region runs from base 598 to 4518 and encodes 1306 amino acids.
AGCCUUUCCUUGGCUGGUCUGACCCGUCUUCCAUCCCCUCCAAAGACCUCGCAGAGGAGAGGAAGCCUGUUUUCUUGUAAACAGAGGUGGAGGGGAAAAACUAAACCAGCACUAGCUCUUCUCCUUGGAUCCUCAUGGCUUUUAAAGCCCUUUCAAAGACCUAAUCAGUCUUUCUUAAGAUGCAAUAUUUUUUUCUUCCCCUUGAAACUUAAAAAUAAAGGGGGGGGGAUGUUGUGUGGAGAUAAUGCUUCAUUGCUGGUGGCAUGUAUUCUUUAUGGAGGCUCUCCAGCCACUGAAGGUUAAUAAUCAGUCCGGGGUCGGCGAGGGAAUGGAGGCGGACGGCUGCGGGAAAGGGGGGAAGGAAAAAAAAAAAAUGGAGCGAGUGAGACUUUUAUUGUGAAGCAGCCUGUGCUUGGCAGUUGGCUUUUGUUGGGACUGCUGCAAGAGCAGACAUUUCUCGGCGGGGAGGGUGGGUAUAGGAUUUCCCUGCCAAUCGGGAGCCGACGGAUUGGGGCAUGGGGAGUGUGAGCAGAAAGGGAAGUUUGCUCUGAAUUUGAGAGAGGGGAGGGAAAAAAAUAACCCAACACACACACAAAAAUGGAGCGAACAGUGCUGAGUAAGGGAGAGACAAGGAAAGACGCCUGCAUGAAGACUGAGCUGCUGAAAGAUAUCACCAACAACAAAGAGGAAGGGUUUAAUGCCAUGGCUGCAGAUGAAAGUGCUACAGAAAAGCAAGCGGGGGAACCAAAAAUGGCAGUAGACGGUGAAACCAACGGUUCCUGUGAGCACAGUGACGCUGGUAGCCACCCAAACCCAGCUAAAAACACUCAGGACAAUACGAAAGUGAGCCAGCAGGACUCUAGUACUAAAUUAAAUAGGAUAGCAGAAAAUGGUAUUUCUGAACGAGAUGGCGAGACUGGGAAGCAAAACCAUAUGAAAGCUAGUGACUUCACACAGACUUCUGUAACAGGGAGCAAUGGAUAUAUUCUAACCAAGCAGAUGGCACAGGAGCAACCUCUAAGGACUACCAGCACCUUUGCUUCUCUCACCGGCCAUGCUGCAAAAACCCUUCCAGGAGGAGCAAGCAAAGGGAGAACUGUGGGCUCCUUUUCUCAGAUGCAAGCCACGAUGCCAACCAAGCUUGGGGAGGGCAGUAAGGACAUGGAUGCUAAAAAAGCCACCGCUGCUAAUGCUGAAGUCAAGGUCCACAGAGCACGGAAGACAAUGCCUAAACCCACCCCUAGCCUGGAUUUGCUUCCUGAAUUGGGAUCGAAGCUGAAUCUGAAACAGCAUGCAAGUAAAGACCCCAAAGAUGGGAGAGACAGCAGAGAUCAAAAAGAAUCCAAGGAGGAAGGCAACAAGAACAUCCUGGAGUUUGGGAAGCCGUUGCCGUUGCCCUCUCUCCCGGGCCUUCACCAGUCACUACCUCAGAACCAGAGCUAUGUGGCCACCACGAAGUCGCAGACAGCUGCUGCAGUAUCUCGGAAGAAAAAACGGAGAAUGGGAACCUAUAGCCUGGUUCCCAAGAAAAAGACCAAAGUGUUAAAACAGAGAACAAUGAUUGAGAUGUUUAAGAGCAUAACUCAUUCCUCUGCGGGUGCCAAGAGUGAAAAGGACCUGGGUGAUGCCAGCCCUCAUGUGAAUGGGGAAAGCAUAGAUGUAGACUCUGAAGAGGAAGACUCAGAUGAGUUGGAAGAGGAGGAUGAUCAUGGAGCAGAACAGGCAGCUGUGUUUCCUGCGGAUGAUAACAGGACCUCUAAAGACAGCGCAUCUGAUGCAGACAAUGCCAGAAAGAUUGAUGAUGGUGAGUCUGAGGAGGAACAAGAGACUGGAGAGUCUGGGGAGGAGGAGGAAGAUGGAGAUGAGUCUGACUUGAGCUCAGAGUCCAGUGUCAAGAAGAAGCUGCUGAAGAGGAAAGGAAAGACAGACAGUCCAUGGCUGAAACCCACCCGCAAGAGGAGACGGAGGAAUAAAAAGAAACAAGCCAGUGUGCUAGGUGCCGAAGCCUAUAAACCAUCUUUGGGAGGCAGAGAGGGCCCCGGCCAGGAGAACAGCAUGGAGUACAUGGAGGUGUCCCUGGAUUCCCUGGAUCUCCGGGUGAAGGGAAUCCUCUCCUCGCCGGCGGGAGGUCUUUCCAAUGGUCCUGAAGCAAUGGAAGUAGAUGGUCUCCAGGAAGUCCCCCUCUGUAGCUGUCGAAUGGAAACCCCCAAAAGCAGAGAGAUCACCACGCUAGCCAACAACCAGUGCAUGGCCACGGAGAGUGUUGAUAACGAGCUGGGCCGAUGCACAAACAGUGUGGUUAAGUAUGAACUGAUGCGCCCGUCUAACAAAGUCCAGCUUUUGGUGCUGUGUGAGGACCAUAGAGGGAGGAUGGUGAAACACCAGUGUUGCCCUGGCUGUGGAUACUUUUGCACUGCAGGCACUUUCAUGGAGUGUCAGCCGGAGAGCAGCAUCUCCCACCGUUUCCACAAGAACUGUGCCUCCCAGGUUAACGACAUGAGCUACUGCCCACACUGCGGGGAAGAGGCCUCCAAGGCAAAGGAGGUGACAAUAGCAAAAGCAGACACAACCUCAACGGUGUCGCUGAUCUACGAGCAGCAGAAACCAGCAGCUGUGGAGGGAAGGGCUGACACCACGACGGGGAGUGGCACUGGGACGCGGUUGUCAGAGGAAGACAAACCAGAAAGUUCGGCUGCUGAAGGGUUUGACAUGGCUGGGUCUUCAGUUUUUCCAAAGCCUACUACUAGCCUGACCCAGGGACCAGUUAAAGAAACUCUGGAAAGUGCCCUGAUUGCCCUGGACUCUGAAAAACCCAAGAAGUUGCGGUUCCAUCCAAAGCAGUUGUACUUCUCUGCGAGGCAAGGAGAGCUGCAAAAAGUCCUGCUUAUGUUAGUGGAUGGAAUUGACCCUAAUUUUAAAAUGGAGCAUCAGAGUAAGAGAACCCCUCUCCAUGCUGCCGCCGAGUCUGGCCAUGUGGACAUCUGCCAUAUGCUGAUUCAGGCUGGUGCUAAUAUAGACACCUGCUCUGAAGACCAGAGGACCCCACUGAUGGAAGCAGCAGAAAACAACCAUCUGGAAACUGUGAAAUACCUUAUCAAGGCUGGAGCACUAGUAGAUCCUAAGGAUGCGGAGGGCUCCACGUGUCUGCACUUGGCUGCCAAGAAGGGGCACUAUGACAUUGUUCAGUACCUCCUCUCCAAUGGCAAGAUGGAUGUCAACUGCCAGGAUGAUGGAGGCUGGACGCCGAUGAUCUGGGCCACCGAGUACAAGCAUAUUGAGCUGGUGAAGCUGCUGCUUGCGAAGGGGUCAGACAUCAACAUCCGCGACAAUGAGGAAAAUAUUUGUUUGCACUGGGCUGCUUUUUCUGGCUGUGUUGACAUAGCAGAGAUACUGCUGGCUGCUAAGUGUGAUUUACAUGCAGUGAAUAUUCACGGGGACUCGCCCCUGCAUAUUGCAGCCAGAGAGAACCGCUACGAGUGUGUCGUUCUCUUUCUUUCCCGUGGCUCGGAUGUCACUUUAAAGAACAAGGAGGGUGAGACUCCACUCCAGUGCUCCAGCCUUAACUCUCAGGUCUGGGUGGCCCUACAGAUGAACAAGACUCUGAAAGAAUCAUCUACUGACAAGCCUGCCCAGAUAGAGAAGGUUGUGAGCAGAGACAUCGCCCGGGGUUAUGAGCGGAUCCCGAUUCCCUGCGUCAAUUCAGUGGACAGCGAGCCUUGUCCUAGCAACUACAAAUAUGUUUCGCAAAACUGCGUCACCUCCCCGAUGGACAUUGAUAGAAACAUCACUCAUUUACAGUAUUGUGUAUGUAUAGAUGACUGCUCCUCCAGUAACUGCAUGUGUGGCCAGCUCAGUAUGCGCUGCUGGUAUGAUAAGGACGGCCGACUCCUGCCUGAAUUCAACAUGGCUGAGCCACCACUGAUCUUUGAGUGUAAUCACGCGUGCUCGUGCUGGCGAACCUGUAGGAACCGGGUGGUGCAGAAUGGGCUCAGGACUCGAUUGCAGCUUUAUCGGACACAAAAGAUGGGCUGGGGUGUGCGAACAAUGCAAGACAUUCCACUGGGAACCUUUGUGUGCGAGUACGUUGGCGAGCUGAUAUCUGAUUCCGAGGCAGACGUCCGUGAAGAGGACUCUUACCUCUUCGACCUUGACAACAAGGAUGGAGAGGUGUACUGCAUAGAUGCCCGUUUCUAUGGCAACAUCAGCCGCUUUAUAAACCACCUCUGUGAGCCAAACCUCAUCCCGGUGCGAGUCUUCAUGUCGCAUCAGGACCUCCGCUUUCCCAGGAUCGCCUUCUUCAGCACGAGGCAUAUAGAAGCUGGAGAAGAAAUCGGCUUUGACUACGGAGAUAGGUUCUGGGACAUCAAAGGCAAAUACUUCAGCUGUCAGUGCGGUUCACCCAAGUGCAAACACUCGAGCUCAGCGCUGGCCCAGCGGCAGGCGAGCACCUCGUCCCAGGACACGCAGGAAAACGGGCUCCCCGACACCAGCUCUGCCACGGCAGCCGGCCCCUUUUGAGGCUCCGCUCCCCAGAGACUGACUUGUUUUAACCCUAUAGAUUCACAUACUGUCUGAGUUUCCAUUUAAAGAGAAAAAAAAAAUAUGGAAAAAAAAAAAACAAACCCCGCUCAAGGAAAGCCAAGGGUUCAUGACACUUAGGGCUGUGCCACCGACUGUUACUUGAGGAAUAAGUAAAAGCAAAUCCCACCUUCGUGGUGUUGUUCUCCCCUCCCUGGUCCUGGAAAGCUGCUGGUUUUCACAGUUGUCUGUGGAGGGGUGGCUGUUGCAGUUUUUUUCCAUGCGAGCUGUCCUGGCCUCCGUCUCUUAAUGUGCUAAGUGUUGUCAGAGCCAAGGGAGAGCCGCCCGUCCUCCGACUAUUGUUAAUUGAAUGGAUCGCUCAUGCCAAGUCAUCUCCAGUUCACUUGUAAUAAACUUUGAAUACUU